Messenger RNA from Leishmania braziliensis MHOM/BR/75/M2904, 2442 nucleotides. It is a transcript of the gene SCG1, whose product is annotated as phosphoglycan beta 1,3 galactosyltransferase 1. Gene Ontology annotation, cellular component: membrane. The coding region runs from base 1 to 2442 and encodes 813 amino acids. The transcript has a single exon. Gene Ontology annotation, molecular function: hexosyltransferase activity. The record is from RefSeq and is a predicted model, not a curated record. Lineage: Eukaryota; Euglenozoa; Kinetoplastea; Trypanosomatida; Trypanosomatidae.
AUGAGAAACGAGCGAGACAUUAUAAGGAGGGUCGUGCCUGUCGUGCCCCCAAACGCCAUGCGCCGCAACGCUUCUCUCGUCUCUCAGAACAGUUCUGUGCUGAGCGGCCCUGCGAACACCUCCAACUUCUGCGAUUGCACACGCGGCAGGGCGGAGCCGGAUCAAACUCGGUUGCUGGGCAGUAGGGAGGGGGACGCAGCUUCACUUGAGAAAGGUGAAGGCUUUCCGGAUGAGGCAGCACUAAGCCUCCCGUUUCGUUUUUGCAGACAUCUUCGGGGAUUUGCUGCACAGGCUGUGCAUUCACGCACUCAGCGCCGUCGCCUGGUUGCACUAAUCAUCCUACCUGCUGUCCUGGUUACGCUAUACUACAUCGGCUCAUUUGCAACUGCUGGCCACUCAAGACAGAGCCACGGAUCGAUAGAGUUACAGAGGAAACUGUCGACCCUCUUAGAUCGUGGUACGUUUUCUGUGCUGGUGCAGCACGAGAGUGCAUUGCAACGUCUGGCGUCAGCACAGCAUGCCCUUGAUGCCGCUGCUGCUGACGGUAAGGCGCGUCUGAGGAGUGAUCAGCUGCCGUCGUGGACACUACGCGUGAUCGACAAGAACUGCACGAUGUGCUUCGACAGGGUGACGUACGGUGCGGCGGUUGCAGGGGGGUAUGGGGAAAUGGCCGGCGGCAGACCAGAUCAGGAGGCCAAAGGACUUCCUGUGUUCGCGACGACAUCUACGCCGCUGGGCCUCAUGGGGCCGAUGCUGUUUGCGAUGGCGAGCGUGACGGACGACGUGGACGUCGCCGCGGAGCUGCCGCUGUGGUCAUGGGUGAGCCGGUCGUACGCGCAGCAGCGCCACCUCGCCAACGCGUCGCUGCGGAAGAGCAAGAGUACGCAGCCGCAGCACUUGGUGGUGAUGGGCAUACCCUCAACAGACCAGCCAAUGCGCUAUCCGCUGCGGGAUGCGCAGCGCGCGACGUGGCUGACGUACCGCGAGGUUGCGCGUGCCGAGAAUAACUUCACUGGCGCGCUGCUACAGCUGUACGUGUUCGCUGCUGCGGAGCGUCGCUCUGACAACUCGCCGCGCGACACCGUGGAUACGGCACAGCUCGCUCCAACCGUGAACGAGUAUGCUGCAGCGAACUUACAGCGGCUGGAGGUAGAGGGCGGCGACGCCACCAAUGCACCCAGCUACGUGCAGCGUCGCGUGGUGUUGCGUGAUGGAUGGCGCGACGUCUCCAAAGCCGAUGGCGCCGUGUGGGAGUCGCCUUGCAUCGGUGUGAAGGCCUCCGUGGUGAGUCCAGAGGGAAUUGUGGGCGGGGCUACGUCACUUACGAAGCUCUCCUCUGCACUGUCGCUGCCGGCGACACCCGCCUUCACUUCGGCGGCGCGGUACAUGUGCCACGUAUCCACUGCGCUGUGGCAGGAGGCGCUGCACCAUCGCAACUCGCUGUGGCUCGAUUUUUUGGCGGACCGGCAUCCGACUACAAACAAGAAGAUGGGCAUGUCUAACUCGUGGGGUGUUCCGACGGAAGUCGGGAUGAGCCAAAAGGUCGUGAUAUGGCUAAACUACGCGUACACUGCCUUCCCAGACGUGCCGUACUUGAUGAAGGGCGAUGACGACAUGUACCUGAAGGUACCGCAGUACCUCAGCGACCUACGCUACACGCAACAGGGCGAGUGGGGGAGACCGCGUAGCUUGAUGGCGACCAUUCCGCACGGCGACGUUAUACCGGCGACGCUGGGCAUCGAUGACACGAAGGAUUGCCUGUAUCGAGUGUGGCGGCUGUACUACGCAGGUGACAUCAUAUAUGGCAACGGGGUGGGCUACAUUCUGGACCGACGCCUCGUACAAGCUGCGCUGAACCCAUUUGGUAGCAGCAAUGUUCUUCUGCUCAGGCUGUUGACCGAGCCGUACAAUUCUAGCCUGCACAACGAAUAUCUCAGCUUGAUCAUGCAGUAUGAAGAUGUGCUUGUGGGGAAACAGGUGAAAGACCACCUCGGGGCUGUGAGGCAGUUGUGCCCGGGGCGGCGCGUGUGCUACAUGGCGGACAGUGAGCCCCGGGCACACCAGAUUCUGCGACCAGCAGGUUCCAGAAUCACAUGGAACUCGGUGAUGACGCACUUUGGAAUGCCAGCGAUACCCUACUAUGUCCACUACUUCCACAAGAACGAGCUCAAGGUGGCAGAGGAGGCGAAGCGCCUGAUUGAGCGGGGGUUCGACGUGAAUGCAAUUGAGGCGAAUGCUACAAAGUGCAUGGAAGACUGGGUGACCUCGCAGGUACCGAAGACCCUGGUGGGCCUGGGAAGCGUACUUGAAUUGGACUGGGUACGCGGCAAGCCACGCACCACGUACGUUGUGGCCGAGGAGGACGACGUCGCGGUGUAUGAUGUUCGGUACAAACGCGCCCGAAGGUACAUUACCAAGUGUAUCUGGGAGUCGGGCUGGUAG